AUGGGCGACACGAAAGACGGUUCUUGCAAAGACCCUUUCGUGCAAUCGGCCCCUUGUUCAUUGAAUGAGUGCACCUACCCGUCUGCAACGAAAAUUGUCCUGGAGGGACCAAGUUCUGAAGACUUGUGUGGUCAACUCAAACAGACACCCAGUACCUCUCCACAGCUUGAGCAUGUCAGUGAUUUUCAGCAGUCAGCAAGCCCUUCUCUAGAUGAUAUGGCUCAUCCCCAAGCAAAGAUGGGUCCUCAAGAUGAGAGGCAAAAGUACAUCCAAUCAGCUGAUCCUUCUUCUGAUAAGCAGAAUUAUCAACUACCAGUAACUAGUACUUGUGUUGAGAAACAGAGUGUUUGUUCAUCAUCUGCAUGUGGAGCAGACCAUCCUGUUGAGAAGCAGAAUGAUCAACAGACUGAACGAGCCAAAGAGAAAACAGCAUUAUCAAUUUCCAAAAACAUUAAGCAAGAGCCAGUAGAUUUCAAAGUGAAAGAAGAACCAAUAGAUGUGGAUGAUGAAAGUAAUAAUCAGAGUCAUAUUAUUUCUGAUGAUGACGAUGAUGAUGACUGCAUCAUAGUACUCGAUGUAAUCCCAGGUGAUAAAACAAGAAAAGAGAAACCUAAAGUUGCUUCUGCUGUAACAGAUAUUCUUAUUAUCAGUGAUGAUGAAGAUGAUGAGAAGGGAGAUGAACCUUCUACCAGUACUACUCAAAAUCAAACACCCAAAGAAACAGUUGUAGCAGAACAGGUAACCGACCCUUCGUCAAGUUCAGAUCAUGUUCAACUGGAGCAAGUGAAGACUCUCUCGGAUGCCCUCCCUUCCUUAGAUAAGCUUCCUAAUGAGGUAGCAGAUCCUGUCAAUAAAGCUGUUUGCGAAGUUGUUAAAGAAGAUAAAGAACUAGCAAAUCCUAACCCUCCUAGCCCAAGUAAUGUUCAUGAUGAAUCUUCCAUUUUAACAGAACUUACGGAAGCAAAUACUCUUUCCUCAAGCUCGACUGCUGAUAUCGCUCAUGUUCAACUGGAGCAAGUGAAGACUCUUCCAGAUGCCCCGCUUUCCUUAGAUAAGCUCCCUAAUGAGAUUGUAGAUCCUAUCGAUAAAGCUGUUUGUGAAGUUGUUAAAGAACUCGCAAAUCCUAACCCUCCUAGCCCAAGUAAUGUUCAUGAGGAAUCUUCCGUUUUAUCAGAAGCAAAUGCUGUUUACUCAAGCUCUUCAGAUGAUGUUGACGCUCCUGAGGAUGCAGCCCUAGGUUGGACAGAGGACAAAGACACAUCUGUCCCUGAACCAAGUAAACAAAGGGAUCUGAUUGGUGUUCAAGCUGAAUGUGAUGUGGAUCCAGGACCUAAAGAGAAUGUGGAUCCAGGACCUGAAGAUGAUGUGGAUCCAGGACCUGAAGAUAACAGUGAGAUGAUGAGUGAUGGCUUUGACAGUGAUGGAUGGGAGGUUGGUAGUGAUGACUUAGAUAAAGAGAAGACAAAUACAAACACUGGAAAUGGAACGGAUUCUGAGCAGAUUGUGAAGGAAAGUGACCUGACUAUAAGACAAGAUACUGUCGAUGCCAACUCUGAAACAGUUCAAAUAACUCCAACAAAUUUGGUCCGGGCCUCCGGACAAGGCAAUAGUCUUGUACCAGUUGGUAUAACUCCAGUGGAUCCGGUGAUUCCGGUCCCUACCUCCAGUCAAGACAAUAGUCUUGUACCAAUUGGAAUUAUUCCUAUAGCUUCAGAGAUGAUUCCAGAAUCCAGGGUUGACACUGAAGUGUUUGAUACAGCCGAGUCUGUGCCGCCAAUAGGGAGCGAGAUCGAUGUACCCUUGGAGCAGUGUGGAGUUGCUUCUGACCAUAAACCUCUUCAGGACAGUGGUGUCUCUCUUGCUUCUGGUUGUAUGGAUGAUAACAUUCUGACUAGAGAGGCAGAGCAGACUAUAAGAUCUUCAGUUACCAGGAGCAAGCUGAGAUCAUGCUUAUCCAACACUUUGAUAAAAAGCCUACAGGAGAAUAAAACACCCAGUGGAAAGUCAGUAAAAAAGCACACACUUGAUAAUCCAGUCUUUAAUUGUCACCUUUGUUUUCAGUCAUUUGACAAGAAGAAGUUACUAGAAAAACACCUUGUCAGUCACCCAAAAGUCACACGUAUCAUGUGUAAGUAUUGCAACACCUCGUAUCAAAAUAUGAAAGGUCUUAAAAAACAUAUGAAGCGCUGCUACUGGAAGAGGAAAAUGAAGAAGAGUCCAAAUAAGAAGGUGCUUAGUGAUGUCUCUAGGAUUCAGAAGGAGAAAGUAGAUCCCUCUACUCCUGAAAAAGAGCGUAGGAAGCUGGAAUUUACAUCUGUUAAGAAAGAAUAUCCAAAACAGCAAGAUAUAAAACCUGACAUCAAGGGUAAAAUUUGUGAUACAGUAUUGCCCUCAUCAAGGAGGCAUGGGCAGGGGAAAAAAGAUGUAAAAAAUCAAAAGUUUCAAGUCAAAGAAGAACUGAACAAUCAAAAGACUAAAAAGAAAAAUCUCAAAGAUGAAAAUCUGAAAGAUAGUAGAAAAACAAAGAGUGAAUCUUCAGUUUAUGUCUGUCCCAGAUGUCAUGGCACUUUCACUAGCAUGUUUAAAGCUAAGAGACAUAUGCACAUGACACACAACACAACCAGUAUGAAGUACAGAGGGGAGGAAAUUAGAAUACUGCCAAAGGAAGAGGCCAUUCAUCUCAUCUUUUAUUGCAUAAAAUGUAACGAGUCUUUCCGAUCAUGGUUCCUUUUUAAUAGUCAUAAAAGUACAAUUAGGGGGAAGAAAAAAUGCGAGAAACUCUUCCAGUGUAAUGUGUGCUACGAACAUUUUGAGAAGAAAGUAGAUUGUGCUAUGCAUAUACAGGAACACUUAGGAUCUACAGAAUCUAGGAAGAGAAAAAGAGGGUCAUCAAGUUCUAAUGAACAUCAUUCUGGUAACAAAAGAGCAAAAAUCAGUGAGGGAUUCAAAUGCAAGCAUUGUAAAAAGACAUUUGAGUUUGAAUACCUAUGUGCUAAGCAUGAAAUAACACAUACGGACACUGAUCCUUGGCAUUGCUAUAUCUGCUUUAAGAUCUUCUAUCUGAAGUCGUCCAUUACUGCUCACAUGGAUAGAGUUCAUAAGGAAGCAUCUUAUUGCAAAAAGUGCUUCUGUCUAAUUGCAAGCAAGGAUAAAAGGGUAUGUAUUGACUGUAACAAAAGAAGACGAGGUAGUGCACUGAAGUGCAGCAUAUGUAAGACAGAGUUUGCUAACCCCUCAGAUCUAACCUGUCAUAUUUUGACUCAUGAUGAAUAUGGAGGAGAAUCCACAGUUAGAAUAGCCCAAAAGACCUCAGUGGUGAAUUUGGACUCCAAAUUUCAGAAUUUGCCCCAUACCUCAGUUAAAAAUUCCCCUCCAUCUAAGAAAAAGGAUAGUCCAGUUAUAAAGCCUUCUACUAGGACAUACAGUAAAUCAUUGCUCACAGAAAAACCCACUACCGAUGCAAAGGCAUCUGCCACUCUUAAGUAUGACUUCAAAGCAUCCCAAGAUGCACCGAAAAGGUCUCAUAAACCAUCAGGAUCAAGACCAGAUUUUUAUCGUGUGACCAGAUCCAAGGGUGGUUGUUCGAAACAAGAAGCACCAACAGUUCAAACUGUACAUCCAUUGAAACAUGCCCAUCGUAAUUACGAUGUCUGCAUGAAGUGUGGGAAGCAAGACAUACCACCCAAAGACUUGAGCAAACAUGCUCGGACCCACCUGGAUGUAAGAUCUCGUUUCCAGUGCAAUGCAUGUCAGCAGUGCUUUGGGGACACGUAUGAGAUUGAGGAGCAUACAUGCGUUUCCUCAAAAAAGGCUGGUAGUUCCUACAAUGUGUCCAACGUGGUGUACAAAUGUCAGUUCUGUGGCAGGGACUUCCAGAAUAUGAUGGAAGCAAGAAAACAUGUGCUCUCCACAAACACCUCAUGUCUGUUGGAAUGCACAGAAUGUAAAGCUGAAUAUUCCAGGCAAGGUGACCUGAUGGUUCAUAUGGUCAGUGUUCAUGGACAGUAUCUAGAGUGUGACAAAUGCUCGGCUCAGUUCACACGGCAAGUUGAUCUGAACUAUCACAUCAAGCAGCAUGAAGACAUGAGCCAUUAGAAUCAAUAUGCCAAACUAGUUAUGGUUAGGCAAGAUGAUCAUCAAAGACUUAAUAUUGACAGCUGUGUAAUAUUAAAGAGUGUGACAAAUAAAUCCAUGAAUAUGUGUGACAAAUACUUAACUGGGUUCACAUGGCAAGUUGAUCUAGUUUAUAUCAGGUAAUAUGAAGAUGAAAGCCAUAAAAUUUGAUUCAUUGUGCAGAAAAGGCUAAAUAUGUGAGUGUGAGGUACAGCAACCAUGGAGAGAGUUUAUGUAGUCCGAAUUGUACAGCUAAUCAAAAUCAAGGUUUCCACUGUAGUUAUAAUGGCAGAGUUUCUGGAACAAGGCUCCUGGACUCUGUAACAUACAGGUUUGCAAAUACUAAAUGCCAAUGACCAAUUAAAAUCAUUGUUGCAUGCACACUUUGAUCAAACACUGACAAAGAUCCAAUCAGAGUGGUUCUUUUAUAUUUUCAAUACAUCACAAAUCUUUAUGUUCUGGUCCUAUGCUGAAUCAAUGUUUUAACAUAAUUUACUUGAUAAGAAAUGUUGUUCUUGUGACAGUAGUACUGAUAAAUGUUGUCAAGAGUUUUUAAAGUAGACUGUUUUCUUUGAAUUAUUUGUAUCAACUAGCUUCAACUUUGGCAUUGCCCAUUCCUCAGAGGCCUGGCAAUAUCAGAGGAAGUCUGAUGAUGUAAUGCUGGUAUUUCUUAUGUGAUUUUUCUUCUGUUUUUGUUAAAGGACAGAAGAGAGCUGAUUUCAAUUUGUGUAUUAUGAGAUUGUCAUUCUGUACAUUUUUUUCAGGGAUACUAAUCCUUUUUCUGCCAUCUUCCUUCUGACUCUCUUUUUCUGCAAAUCAGAAAAAUAAGGAAAUCCAAGAAAUCAGCCCCUCGGGGGGUGGGGGGGGUUCACUCGACCAAAAAAGUAGUCGGUAUGUGCCGCGGGCGAGACAAAAACGGGGGCCUUGGAGUGGGCUUAUUGUAAAAAGGAGGGUCCUCGGAACAGGCUUUGGAACGACAAAUGUUUGUGAAAACAGGGGUCCUUGGAACGGGUCGCCUGCGUGUGAUUGCGUAUUCAUCCCUAUGGAACGGGCAUACGUGCAUGCAGCUAUAGCCCGCCGGCAUGGGGGCCGGGUGCGCUAGCGCAGAUGCGAUGGUCGGACAGCGCUCUGCGGCCGCUUUUCACCAAAACUUCAGCUCGUUGUAGCAGAUCAAUACGGCCGGAACGGCGUAACGGAAGAUAUGCGAAGCUUUGGAGCGGAUUUCUUUCUUUUUUUCUCGAUAAGAAGAAAAUGCUAUGCUUUGGAGCGGCUUUCUUUGUUCUUUUUCUCAAUAAG
Messenger RNA from Lytechinus pictus (painted urchin), 5409 nucleotides. RefSeq lists its product as uncharacterized. The record is from RefSeq and is a predicted model, not a curated record. Bases 1 to 4095 code for a protein of 1364 amino acids. The transcript has 5 exons. Lineage: Eukaryota; Metazoa; Echinodermata; Echinoidea; Temnopleuroida; Toxopneustidae.